Saimiri boliviensis boliviensis (Bolivian squirrel monkey) is the source of this 4029-nucleotide messenger RNA. It is a transcript of the gene MPZL3, whose product is annotated as myelin protein zero like 3. The record is from RefSeq and is a predicted model, not a curated record. Gene Ontology annotation, cellular component: plasma membrane. NCBI's taxonomy places the organism in Eukaryota, Metazoa, Chordata, Mammalia, Primates, Cebidae.
CACUUCCGGCGUUACCUGUGUCGUUACUGGGAGCUGUAAACAAGGUGUGCAAGCAUCUGAAGAGCUGGCGGGAUGCAGCAGAGCCGAGCGGCUGGAGGCCGUGGCUGCGCUCUUUUUCCUGUGCUGGGCGUCCUGUUCUUCCAGGGUGUUUAUAUCGUCCUUUCCUUGGAGAUUCAUGCAGAUGCCCAUGUCCGAGGUUAUGUUGGAGAAAAGAUCAAGUUGAAAUGCACUUUCAAGUCAACUUCAGCUGUCACUGACAGGCUGACUAUAGACUGGACGUAUCGCCCUCCCAGCAGCAGCCGCGCAGAAUCAAUCUUUCAUUAUCAGUCUUUCCAGUACCCAACCACAGCAGGCACAUUUCGGGAUCGGAUUUCCUGGGUUGGAAAUGUAUACAAAGGGGAUGCAUCUAUUAGUAUAAGCGACCCUACCAUAAAGGACAAUGGGACAUUCAGCUGUGCUGUGAAGAAUCCCCCAGAUGUGCACCAUAAUAUUCCCAUGACAGAGCUAACAGUCACAGAAAGGGGUUUUGGCACCAUGCUCUCCUCUGUGGCCCUUCUCUCCAUCCUUGUCUUCGUGCCCUCAGCUGUGGUGGUUGCUCUGCUGCUGGUGAGAAUGGGGAGGAAGGCUGCUGGGCUGAAGAAGAGGAGCAGGUCUGGCUAUAAGAAGUCAUCUAUUGAGGUUUCAGAUGACACUGAUCAGGAGGAGGAAGAUGCGUGCAUGGCGAGGCUUUGCGUCCGUUGCGCCGAGUGCCUGGAUUCAGACUAUGAAGAGACAUAUUGAUGAAAGUCUGCAUGUCAUAAGAAGAGUCACCUAAUAACAGGAAACAUCCCAUUCCACUGGCAGCUACGGCCUGUCAGAGAAGUGGAGCUGGCCUGGACCAUAGCGAUGGACAGUCCUGGAGAUCAUCAGUACAGACUUUAGGACCAGCUUAUUUAUUGAAUAAAUGUUUUGUUGUAUUUAUGAACUGUUCAGGAACUCUCAUAAGAGACUCAUGACUUCCCCUUUCAAGAAAUUAUGCUGUAAUUGAAUGAAGAAAUUCUUUUCCUAAGCAAAAAGAUACUUUCUGGUUCAUCUUUGCUCUGGAAUGUGUUACGUUUUCCUCCAGCUGUUCGAAGGAGAAGCCUGCAUGCAUGCCACACCGCUGAUGCCAAAAUCACUUUCUAAAUGAAGUGGAGCUUGUGGCUUCCUGAUUUGUCACCAGACAAAAUAUCUGCUUGGGAUGGUAUUCUUUGUUUUUUGCUCCAUGUACACUUUCAGCUGUGAGUAGUAUAGGGCAUAUACCCAUUGGUUUAAUGACCUCAACCUCAGUUUUUGGAUAACUUAGAGUGUAUACUCUUAGUUUCUUUAAAGUUGGUAGGAUCAAAUCAUUGGUUUGCUGUGAUUGGGUUUUUAAAGUGUUAAAUACAAUGUCAUCAAUUUACAAUUAAGGAAGGGAAUAGUGAGGUAGAAUAAUUAUUUUCUUUAGUCUUGCUGGUACAAUUUGGGCCAAGGAGUCUUUUAUAGCUACUACUUUUCUUCUUGACUUUUCAAUCAGAGGCAAGAAAAAUUCUUUACAGGUUUUUAGUAGGGGCUUAUAGAGUAUUUCGGGAGUUCUUUGCAAUUACAACAUGUUUUCAUUUGUAUUGUUUUUCAAAACGUUGUUGAUUUCUAAAAUGUGCCAACUAUGAGUAAACUAUGAGUACUUGCAAGCUGUUUUUUCAUAAUAUUUGAGAUGAGGAAGUGAGAUUGUGCAUAGCAUAGUUCUCCUUUCUGUUCUCUUAGUGCCUUAUAACAGCUUACUCCAUUCUGCUAUAACAGCUUGUUUCAAAAUUUAAUUUACAUGGGACUUUUUAUAAGCCAUUAAGGCAUAUGGAUAGCAUAUCAGUAAAUAUGGAUAGUGCAUAUAUAAAUGGUCCUCUGUAAUAGUGAUCGGGUUCACUUCUCAAUUAUGAGAGACAAAAAUUAUCCCCUCACUGGUCUCUAUGAGGGGGUUGAUCCCUUUUCAUGGUUUUCAUUAGGUGGUUCAGGAAGUUUCCAUAUUACAGCAUUUUAGAGUGUAUAUGUUAGUUUAGAAACCACUUCUCUCUCUCUCUCUCUCUCUCUCUCUUUUUGCCAUGAUCUAAUUUAAAACAUUUGGGUUGUUAGAUCUGUCUCAUAGAUUUGGCCUGGUCUCUGCUAUUAACCUGGUCCAUGGAUUAGCAAAUCUGUUUCGUUGGAGGAUAUUGUGAUUUGACUCUGGUCACGCGAGGAAGUAGAAGAGGCAAAGACAGGACCAGCAGUUGACACUUCCAGUGGUUAAACCUCACAGUACUUUGGGCCGCUUGUUAACUUCUGCGGUUGUCGCAGGCCGAUCUCCCGUGACCGUUUCCGACACCUCAACAGAGACAGGAAAGCAACUGCAGCAAUGAGGGCGAAUGAUUCAGAUCUCUCAGAGGCUGGAAGAUAGAGAGCUAACUGCGAGGGGAACUUUCUGUGUGUCCUCAUUUCUCCGAGAAAGAGAUAAUGUCACAGGAACUCACUGAAAGCCACGUCUCAUUAAAUGAGGAACCAAUUUUGGCUGGGCCUUCUUGCAAAGUCCUUGCAGGUGUGUUGUGAAGAUUACUGCAUGGUGGUAUGUUUGUAGACGGACACCUAGUCUAAACUUGAGGUAGUUGGUGCUCUAGGAAUACUCAGUCAUGUUAUUUUGUAGCCUUAAUCAUGACUCGAACGAGUCCCUUCCUUUUUUUUUUUUUUUUCUAUAUUUGUAAACAUUUAUUCUCUUGAACUGAAAAAGGCUUGCAUCAGCACACAUUGUACAGCCUUGCAAAUUACACAGAAAUUGAAAAGAAGGUUCCUUGUUCAUAAGUGCAAUGAAUCUUUGAUGUCCAGUGAUCCGCUGCAAACAACGAAAACAAACUGUAAACCGCUUAAGAAGUUUCCAGCACUCAUCAAAUGCAUUUCCUUAGGUGACAAAAAAAUCCACAAGGAGGGGAAUGCAAGUAAGUGGCAUUUAGUUAUUAGAGAGAUACUUAAAAAAAGUGGAAGUAUUUUCCUGCUUAGAAUGAUUCCUGUUCUCCUUUGAAUUUAAGUGGUUUAAGAGGCAUUAAGAACCAGGAGUCCCUUCCUUUUUAAAUGACUGAACAAUAGAGUCCUUCAUGGUAAGGGAGUACGUUGACAAUUUAGUUUACUUAGUUUAGUUGACUUCAUGGGUUUAUAAUCGCAUCCCAGUCACUGGCUGCUACCCUUUUCCUUCUUUAUCCCUCAUACUGAGAUUUGAGUUACAGCUUUUUAUUCUUCAAAGGGUCCCAAAGCAGUGUACAGACACCUGCCUUCUUUAAGGAUGAAAGGAAGAUACAGUGGUUUGCUGUUUACUUGUUUGUUUCACCUGUUGUUGAAUAACUUCUAAGGUGCUGUUCGCUCUCUUUGCUACUCCAUGGGCUCUUGUCAUACCCCUGGAAACCAGCUUCUUUUAGAAAGGGAACUUAGUUCAGAAGGGGUUAAAAACCUUUCAGAAUUUUUCUUUAGCUGCUGACGUUUUUACUUGUGGUUACAUUACCUGGAGUUGUAUGCAUUAAGCUCUUAAUUCUAUUACAAAAUGUGAACUUGUCGACUGCUUUGUGUUUUCCAUGUGACCUGCUACUUCAGGCUACUUGGAGAACAUCUUAGUCCCCUGCAGCUCCUGAACUCAGCACUGGUGCUUCAGGAGAGAAGGUAGCAUGUCUUUGUUAAAAACAAAACGGAACCAAACAAAAUGACCCUUCUGGAGGCCACAUCCUGAAUAUGAAUGCUCUGCUAAGUCACUCAGUUAUGGUUCUAAAGGGAAACUGGAAGAAGACCAUAAGGAGUGGGCCAAGACUAUUCUUUAAUUGCACAACUUGAAACUUCGCUGCCAGAAGAGGCAGCUCCAUUUCUGUGACUCCAGUGUUCGGCUGUUAACUGCCGCACCUCAGUGCCUUUUUUGUUUUUGUUUUUUGUAGGAGGGUAGGCACUGUUGAGGCAUAUGCACAGAUUUGUACCUCUUGGUGUCUUUACUGCAUCUUAGUUAAUAAACUUCUUUGCACCCUUUGGCUA